AUGCAAGAUCUUCGUGAACCUCAUCUUGCAGCUGCUUUACGGGUUCUUCGUUAUUUGCUCAAAGAUCCUAGUCUUGGUCUAUUUAUGUUUGCAUCUGCUUCUUUCAAAUUGAUGGCCUUUUGUGACUCCGACUGGGAUACUUGUCCAAAUUCACGAAGAUUAGUGAGUGAAUUUUAUAUUUCUCUCGGGUCUUCUCCUAUUUCAUGGAAAUCUAAGAAACAAACAUCAAUAUCUCUUAGUUCUGCUGAAGCUGUGUAUAGAUCUAUGAGAAGGGUUGUAAUCGAGCUUACUUGGUUGUUUCGCCUAUUUGAUGAUCUCUCAGUUUCGAUCUCCUUGCCCACUUCACUCUGA
Messenger RNA from Solanum stenotomum, 351 nucleotides. RefSeq lists its product as uncharacterized. The coding region runs from base 1 to 351 and encodes 116 amino acids. Lineage: Eukaryota; Viridiplantae; Streptophyta; Magnoliopsida; Solanales; Solanaceae. The record is from RefSeq and is a predicted model, not a curated record. The transcript has a single exon.